This is a messenger RNA of Hyaloscypha bicolor E, 927 nucleotides long. RefSeq lists its product as uncharacterized. The transcript is spliced from 3 exons. The record is from RefSeq and is a predicted model, not a curated record. NCBI's taxonomy places the organism in Eukaryota, Fungi, Ascomycota, Leotiomycetes, Helotiales, Hyaloscyphaceae. The coding region runs from base 1 to 759 and encodes 252 amino acids.
AUGCCUCCAUCCAAUUGCGCAGCCAUCUCUUCAAGCACGUUGGGUGCUAUCUUUCAUCCUUUUCCUAUUUUCCUCCAAACCAUUCAAAUCGCGUCUCGCAAAAUGCUGGACAGCCGUUCCAAAGUCGGCAUUACCCAGAUCGCCCUCUCAAUCCCCAUCGUCUUUCUGGCCGUAUAUAUCCUGUACCGCAAUGGAGCUCAGAAACCUCGCAUAGCAUGGCUUUUUUUCGUGUUCUUCUCUCAAUUAGGGAGAGAUUUCUACGAUAAACCGAAACUUCAGAUCUUCAUAGCUUUGCCGAGAAUAGCUUCUUUCCCUGCAACUGUUCAUCUCAUUGUUGGUGGGGUAUUGAUCGGAGACUACACAAACACGUCGCUGGGCAAGCAUUUUGUCCAAGCUGCAUACAUCGUACUUGCAGUUACCACCGCGAUUGCUAUUGGCUUGCAAGCAUAUUUAUGGUGGGAGAAGAGAAGACUUACCAGAAACAGUAUUAUUACCCCCAAAGCACUCCCCAGUGCAAUGUCCUUCUUCACUGUUCGCAUUGCGUACGCCUUGAUCUCCGGAUUUGCCGUUGGCCCUGAUAACAAAUGGAAUUUUGAAAGUGGGUCUACUUCACUCUUUGCCUGCAUGGCGUUGCUGCUGGAAUAUCUCAUCCCUGGGAUUUUUGUCUACAUCGGACUCAGAGUUUCGAAUUCCGACAAUGUUUAUGGAGAGGGCGAUGCCCUUCGGAGAUACGAGGAUCUAGAUGCUAAGACACCUUAAUGAAUUUGCAGGGCAGAUUAUGUGGACUAGAGAAUUAUACUUAAUAGAAAGGUAAGCGCUGGCUGGAGGAGGUCUGCGGGAACUUCAAACUCUGACAGGCUGAACGUACUCUGAAAACGAAGGACAAUGAAGGCCACACUUUGAGAAAUGAAGAUGAUCACUGGCUAG